Lethenteron reissneri (Far Eastern brook lamprey) is the source of this 17602-nucleotide messenger RNA. Its product is annotated as trinucleotide repeat-containing gene 18 protein-like. NCBI's taxonomy places the organism in Eukaryota, Metazoa, Chordata, Hyperoartia, Petromyzontiformes, Petromyzontidae. Gene Ontology annotation, molecular function: chromatin binding. The record is from RefSeq and is a predicted model, not a curated record.
GCGACAACACAACAAAAAAAAACUAUUCCAGCAUUCAAGGCAAGGGGCUCGGGCUCGAGCGACUGACGGGGGAAAGUACAAUCUGUAGAGAGCGCAACAGCCGACGCCGUCGGUCGUUGGGCGCUCGCCUAUUCCACGUAGCCCCAGCCAGAGCAGAGACGGGGGGAGGGAGAGAGGAGAGAGAAGAGGAGGAGGAGGAGAGAGCGGGCAGGACGCGUGUGGAGCAGCAGCAGCAGCAGGAGGAGAGAGAUAUGUUGCCAGAUGUAGAAGCGAGACUUGCGAUUUGACUAACCUCUUCGACUGGCGUCUUGCGAGUCAGAUGUGACUGGCCUGCCCGCACGACCGCUCGCCUUGCCUACCACUCCAUAAUAUAUAUAGUUCUAUAUAUACCUACAUAUAGAUAUAUGUACAUACAUCGAGCGGAGUUUUUUGUCCCCGCUCAUCUUCUUCUUCUUCCUCUCAUGAAAGCGGGACCCCUUUCGGAAUCUUCCACGACUCCGGUGCGAUCGGAGGAGAGGAGCCGGCGGACUGUGCGGAGAUUUUGUUAUUAAACAAAAACAAUCAACAGUUCGCCUCGUUAUCCCCCCCCCCUUCCUACCGGACAUCGGUAGCUGUACCACCACCACGACCACCACGACCAUCAUCAUCAUCACCACUUCUGCCACCGCGCCUGCCAUCUCGUCGACUUCGAUUCGCGUCGUUGCGUCGCUGAAGAAAAGCAAAACAAAAAACCAGAGACACUAAUUUAUCGGAAGAAAAAAAAUGAAAAGGCGAAGCAGGAGGAUUUGAUAUCGGCCGAAGAAUAAAUAUUUAUGUCUAAAAUGGUUGUGGUGAUGCUCGGAGAAGGAGGCAUUUGGAUGUAUAUCGAUCUCCAGACGCCGACUCGAAGACUCGAACCUAUUGCGGAUAAAUAAGAGCAAACCUUAACCGACCGCUCAACACGAUCGUGUCGCCGCCAAAAAAAACCCGCACAAUGACUUCUCGGGGAGUAUUCGAGGAAAGUGCCCCGUAGAGGCGACGCCGAUCUCCAUUGCCGCCGUCCGCUUCGCUACCAGCGCGGUCGGACGGAGCUGACCGCACUGCUGCUGCUGCUGCUACCGCUGGAGGGUUGUGGUGGUGGUAGUGGUGGCGGUGGUCGUGGCAACCGAGGAAGACACCGCAACGGACAACGGCCAUGGACGCCCGCGAUUUUAACCACUCCAUCCAGGCAGCGGCAGGGGCAUCGUCUCAAGCACCGCCACCUCCGCCGCCUCCUCCUCCGCCUCCUCCUCCACCGCCUCCGUUACUGCAGCGCGAUACGAGCGGCGGCUCUCUGAGCGGCUCGCAGCAUCAAGCGGCGGCUCUGAGCCAGCAGCAGCAGCACCACCACUCGCAUCACCACGCGCACCAUCACUCGCUGGGGCUUGCGCCUCCUCCACCGCAGCCUCCUCCGCCACCGCCGCUGCACGCCUACCGCGCGGCACGCAUCUCUGCGCACGGAGCGCUCGCCCCGACCUACUCGCCCGACAAAUACUACGCGUCCACUCUACCCAUGGCCGGAGCCGCAGGGAGCGCCUACCUGGGGGGUUCAUCCCCCUACCUGAGCUCGUACCUGGCCAGCGGACCCCCUUGCCCGGCAUCGGCGGAGCCCCCCUCGUACCGCCAGGGACCGAACCCACAUGGCGCCCCGGGCAUCCCUGGUCUCGCCGAUUACUGGGCGGCACAGUCAGAAGGACUGUCUCGUCUGUCCGCCGGAGUCUACUCCCCGUACCUCCCGCUCGUGUCGCUGGAUCAGUCGCCCUCCGUGAACCCCUUCCUCGCCGCGUACGGACAGUCCCGAGUGCACGACUUGCCCAAAGACGGCUACUACAUGAGCAGCCUUUCUGCCCACGCGAGCCACGCGAGCAUCGUCCCCCGCGGCGCUCCGGCCCAGCCGCCCUCGGGCCCCACGCUCAUCUCGUCCCGCGACACCAAGGAGGCGGCCGCCGCGUGGCCACAGAAGGGCUCCGAGCGGCCCGGCCUGAGCCGCGCCGGCAAGACGGACGGCGCCGCCGCCGCCGCCGCAUCAGCGCACCGCCGCGAGCGGGAGCGGGAGCGCUCCGAGAAGCGGGAGGAAGCCCGGGCGCGCUCCAAGUGUGUCAUCGACCUGACGAGCGAGUCCGGGGAGGAGGGCGAACUCAGGAGUUGCAGGGGAGCGGCGGCAGCGGCCGCGGCGGCGGCGGCGCUGCCCGGGCACCAGCAGCAGAACGCGAAGUCUCACCACCCCGGCUCCGCCGGAAGGGAGACGUCGGGAAGCGCCGGGAAGAGCGGUGCCGCCCUGCCGCCGCCGUCCUCCUCCUCGUCGUUCGUUAACGGCACGGACCGGAAAUGCGGCGACACGGACGCUCACGCGCAGGAUAAAGGAGGCGGCCCUUACGUCACGUCGUCGUCGUCACUGCCGUCGUCGUCAUCGGCGUUGAGGACUCGAGCCGAGGGGCCGUCGCCCGCGAGGCUUCAGGUCACGUCUGGCAGCUUCUCAAUCCACUCCUCCACGAGCUCCGCGCAGACGGUGGCGACCGGGGGAAUCGGCAGCGGCGGCGGGAGCGGCGGUGGCGGCGGUAGCGGCGGGUCGGCGCGGCACCGCGUCAUCGCGCCCAUGUUCGUGCCGUCGGUGGGGCACCCGAGCCCCACCCACGCCGCCGCGUAUGGCGCCGCCACCACCGCCGCCGCCGCCACUCACCGCGAUCGCGAGAGGAGGAGGGAGGCCGACGCCAUCGCCGAGGGGCACGGCGCCGACCCGGCAGAUGCCGCGUGCGAGCAAAAGCACGACGGGGGUGGCGGCGGUGGCGGUUCGGUGAUCAAAUUCGACUCCGGCGGGAGCUGCCGAAGCAGGGGCGACCACGGCGCGGGUGGCGCUGCGGACGGCUCCGGCGCUUGGCCCUCGGGCGGGGGUGGGCGCGAGCACAGGGACGGGCGCUUUGAGCGCUCGCUCAAAGCGCUGGCGAGGGCGCCGGCAGACACGCGGUCCGACCGGCAGUCGGACGGCGCCGGCGUCGGGGACAGACAGGACCCCCCCCAGCCAUGCCGGCGCUUCGAGCCCCCGCAAGCCAGGACGUCGGCGAGCGCCGACCAGCAGUGCCGCGGCGGCGGCGCCAUGGACCCGGACGGCAGCCUGGCGGCGGGGAGCGGCUACGGGCGCUACGGGGCGUGCGCGAGCGGCGGAGUGACAUCGGCGCCGCCGCCACCGCCGCCGCCGCUGCUCUCGUCGUCGUCCGGCCAGGUCAAAGCGAGCGGCGACUCCGCCGUGGAGUGGCCGGGCCCGGCGCUCAUCAGCCGGCGCUCGGUGCUGGUGCCAGGAGGCGGCGGCGGCGGCGGAGGGUCCGGGGUGACACGCGAGGGCAGCGAGCCACCGCCGGCACCCGUCAGCCCCGAGGCGUCGGCCAUGCGGGGGCUGCUGCGCUACACCGGCUCGUUCUCGCGCGAGGCCGAGGCGCGGGUGCUGGCCGGGCGACGCAGCCCCUUCGGGGGCCUCGCCAACGUCCGCGGGGCCGCUGGCGGGCACCCCCACGGGCACCCCCACGGGCACCCCCACGGGCACCCGCACGGCGCACCACCACUGCCCACAUCGUCCUCGGCCCCUUCGUCGUCGGCGGCGGCGGCGACGGCAGCGGCGGCUCUGAGCGAGGCCACCCAGUCUCGGCGGGGAGCAGACAGGUCGGAGCAGCCCCGCGGCCGCAGCAAGGAGGGCUCUGGCCGCGGCACCAGCGAGAGCGAGGUCCGCUGCCCACCCGUGGGCAUCGCCGUCGCCCUGGCUCGCCAGCGGGUCGGCGGUGGAGGGGGCCCUGCGACCCCCGGUGACCUCCGUGACCUCCGCGACCUCCGGGAGCAGAGGCCCCACUCGGCUACGUCAGGACUGCCUGGAGCUGCCCGGGGGGGUCUGGACGGCUACGAUGCGGAGCGGGCGGACGAGGAGCGGCCGUCCCGCGCCUCCGACGAGCGGCUGGGCUCGCGGUACGAACGGGAGCGGCACAAAGCGGCGAGCCUCAGGGACACCGCUGGACUACCGGACCUGGGCCGUCUCGGCGCCCCCUCGCUGCCGGGCCUCGACUUGGCCAAGUCCGGCCUCGGGGGCGCCGGCGGGGGCGGCCGCCUGCUGGGCGCAGGCCCGCCCGGCGCGGUGGGGGGCGUGCCGGGGCCCGGCAGCGGACCCGCCGGGGUGGCCGGCGGGCAGUGGGUGCCGCCGCCCGACCCGUCGCACCAGCCGCCCCACAUGGCCCACCACAGCUGGGUGGCGGGCGCGUGCAGCCCCUCCACCAUGUGGCCCGGAUCGCCCUACUACGGUCUUAGCCACGCGUCCAUGGCACAGGGCCUCCCCGUCGGGUACCCGCCCAGCCUCCCCGGCGCGGUGCCCAUCUCCCAGAAGGGCUACCAGAUCGCCCAGGAUCCCCAGUCGGGCCACCUGCUGUUCAUCCCCGCGGAGCCCCCGCCCCCACACUUUGCGGAGUUGGUGGACCGCGCGCACACGCUGUGGCCACCCAUGUACCCCGGCGCUUCGCCCGCCUCAGCCGGUCUGCACGACGCUCCCUCGCUGCACCACUUCCUCUCGCACCAGCAGCUGCUGCAGCGGCAGCAUGAGCUUAUGUUCCUCCACCACCAGCACCAGCAGCUGCACCAGCAGCACCAGCAGCAGCAGGCGCUGGAAAUGCACAGGAGCCUGCAUGCGCAGGAACAGCAGAUGUCAUCGGCUGAGCUCCGUGGUGGCGGCGGAGGUGGUGGCACCAUCGAUCUGGACCACGACGCCCGGCCGCCCCGGGCGCCGCCAAAGUCAUCGUCGAAGCACUCGGGCACAGCCAGGGCCCGAACCACCACGCCGGGCCUCACCGCCGCCAGUGCCCGGGAGCGCACGGCCACCGUCAUGGCCUCCCCCCGCGGCACGCCACCAGCCUCCCCCAGGACCAGGGAGGGCGCGUCAGCGGUGGUGGCCGGGGUCUACCGGCCCAGUGACAUGAGGCCGGCGAGUCCCGCGGUGGCACGGGCGACGCCGGUUCCCUCGCCGGCUGCUCCGGCCUACAACCCCUGUGCCCAGCUCGCACGCUCGCCCUCCCCUGCCCAGGAGCCCCAGGAGCAGGCUGGCGAUCAGGCGAGGAGGGAGGCUUCGCCCGCGUACCAGGCCCGAGUGCCAAACAAACCGGGAGACUUUGCGCUGGAGUCAGCAAAUGCCGCUUUCCCGGAGGCGCCGUUCCAUGCCGAGGAGGCGUCGGCCACCAUCGCCGCCCCGUCUCCCGGCGAGGCGCGGCUCCACCGGCCGUUCGACUCGGCGUCGCAGUCCCGUGCGCCCGGCGCCGCGCCACCGGCCUCGCCCGCCUCGCCCACCUCACCCACCGGCUCCAACUCCGGCGCUGGCAGGAAAGACGACGGCGGCGAUGCCGCCGCGAUCGCCCUCGUCCGAUCGCAUGAGGGCGACAAAGAAAUCGUUGCGGAGCCACGGAGAGGGGAGACGGCGGAAGAGGGGGAGGCGCGAGCGGCAGCGGCCGUGUCGUCUCGAGACGCGAGCCCGGCGCCGGCGCCGACGGCGACCGUUUUGCCACCUGCGCUGGUGAGCCGGCGAGACGCGGCCUCUCCGGAACUGGAGCAGCCGGGCAGUUGCGCAGCCGCGUGCGAAGCGGUCGCAGCGUCGGCGUCGUCAGAAUCGCUCGCCGCACAGCUCGGCGCUGGCGCCAUUGCCGCCGCUGACACCGCCGCCGCAAAACCGUCACCGGCGCCGUUGAAUGAGCAGCGCAGAGCCAAGGACGGCCGAGUCGACCCGGGUGAUGUCUUCAAGGGCCACAGCGGCGAGGAUGAUUGUGCGGUGGCGCCGGCGCCGGCGGUCGCUCUGCUAGUGCGGCCGCGCUGCCGCGACUUCCACGACAGCCCGCUGGCGCGUCUCGCCGAGUCUCUGUGCCUCGGCUUCGAGCCCGAGGACCCCAUGAGCGGCCUCAACACGCUGGUGAUGGUGUGUCUCGGCAAGACGGAACCGGUGCUGGUGCCGGAGCCGGAUGGGUUGGCGUGCGCGCCCGGCGCUGGCGCGCCUCUGCCGUGGGACCGGCUCGCCGGGCUGCAGGGCAUCUCGCUGCUCAGCGAGCUGGCGCUCAUGCGCAUGGAUGGCAAGAGCGUCACGGGGCUGACCGGCUUCUGCCAGCCAGGCGAUUCGCGCGGUAUCACCGCCGCCGCCACCCCGGGGUCGCGACGUCGCGCCUCGGCCCUGCAGGUGCUGCUCGGCGUGGCCGGCGCCGAGUUGGCGCAGGCCGCGCGCGAGCGCGCCGCCCUCUCGGCGCUGACGCACGCGCGAGUCGUGCGUCAGUGGAACGACAAGCGCCGGAAGGUGGCGGCCUCCGCCUCCGCCGCCGCGGUGGCCCCGCCGUGCUGGUGCCCCCGCAAGGAGGAGCCGCCGUGCCCCCUAAGGGGGGGCCCUGAGCUGCUGGAGCCGCUGGAGCUGGAGCUGCGCGUGCGCUUGGCCGAGGUUCAGCGCCGCUACCGCGACAAACAGCGCGACGUCGCUCGGUUGCAGCGCCGCCGUGACUGGCGGGAUGAGAAGCGUCGUGGCUGCUGUGGGGCACGGCGUGGGCCCGGACGGCCGAGGAAACGGCGCCAGGCAUCGAGCGGUCCCCCCUCUCCUCUCCAUCGGCUCUGCGACUCCUCGGGGGGAGACAAGGCCUCCGGCAAAGCGGCGCCGGCGCAGUCGGAGGGCGGCGAGAGCCACGAGGACGGCGAUGGCGGCGACGGCAACGACGACGGCGCCGCCGCCGCUUUGCCCCCUCGGCGGAAGAAACCGCGGCGCGGUGGUCGCUCCGACGCCGCCGGUGCCGGCAGGAGGCGGCGUAAGGAGCGAGAAUCGGAGGGCGGCGGCGGUGGCGGCGGCGGCAGUGGUAGCGGCGGUGGCGGGAGGACGAAGGUGGUGGCAAGGAACCCGCAGGGGGCGGCCGGAAAAGCCGCUCGUGCCGAGAAGCUCGCGCAGCCCAAAAAGAGAACGAAGGCAAAAAGUGUCGACACGACGUCACCAUCGCCGCGCAAACCCAAGGGCCAGACUCGCUCCCCGGCGCCACCCAGCACCGCAACGGCACCACCACCACCACCAACACCACAACCACCACUGCCGCCGCCGGCAACGUCCUCAUCGUCAUCUUCGGUACAACCACCAUCCUCCUCCUCCUCCUCGCCCAACUCCUCCUCGUCCUCGUCACUGCCGGCGCCUGGAAAGAACAAGAAAAAGAAGAAUUUGAAUGACGGAGGGAAGAGGGCGGCUCUGACUUCUGGAACUGUGAACUCUGCCCCGGGCGCGGUCACCAAGACCUCGCCGGCGAAAUCUGGCAAGAAGGAGCGCACGACCACCACCGGAGCCGGAGCCCGGGCGGGGGCGAAGGGGGGGGCAGCAGCGGCAGCCGGAGUGGACACUGGUGCCAGAGCCAGGGCGGACGUCGCACAGCCGGCCCCCGCCAGGCCCGAUCCAGGCAGCGCGUCCGACUACGAGCCCGUGACCGCGGAUCGCUGGCCCUCCCUCUCCACUCCUGACUUCUCCUCGGUGGCCGCCUCCAAAAACUCCUCCUCCACGAUGGGCGCGGCGACUGGCGCUGCCGCAACGAUGACGACGCCAAAGAAGAAGCCGGCUCCCGUGCCGGCGCCGUCGCCAAACCCGCCCCGCGCCACCGCCAAGAGCGGCGCACGCCGGCCGGCGCCGGGGCCCACGCUGGCAUCGGCGAUGGCGUCGGCGGCGGCGGGAAGAGGCGGCCCGCGGGGCGGUGGCACGGGCACUGCGAAGGCGCGGUCGGGAGCGAGCGGCGACGCCGGCGGGAACGGCGGUGGGGCGCCUGGCGCCAAGAGUCACGCGAGGGCGGUGCGCAUCGUCUACCCGGCGCGCUUCCCCGACGACAGCGACGACAGCAACGAUGAUGAUGAUGACGACGACGACGAUGAUGAUGAUGACGACGAUGAUGAUGAUGAUGAAGAAGAGGACGAUGAGGACGUGAGCUCGGUGGAAUUUUACGAACGAGGGUUCGAUUACAGCGACGACGAUGAUGAGGAUGAUGAUGACGACGAUGAAGAUGACGAAGACGAGGAUGACAACAGGGAUGACCUCAUGGAUGACGAGGACGACGACGACGACGAUGACGACGAUGACGACGACGACGAGGUGGCUGGCUCGUGUUUCAGACCCGGGAUCAUGGCGGGGUUCGGGGGCCCUGCUCCCGGGCGGGGGGCGGCAGUUGGGGGGGGCUCCCACCGCGGGGGGCCCCCCACGGCCCCCCCGCUGCCCUCCCUGGUGCAGCUGGAAGCGAAGCAGAAAGCGCGGAAGAAGAGGGAGCGGCAGUGCAUGCUGGGCACCGAUUCUCAAUUUUCUGACUCGGAGGUCGACGUGAAGGUGCGAAGGACCACUCCGGCCGCCCCUCGGCCACCCAAAAAGGCCGCGCCCGUCAUCUCGCGGCCCGGCAAGAGGCCCAAGCUGCUGCCGGGCCUCUCGCGGCCUCCCGGCGCCAGCACAACUCCGCCAAAAACGUCCGUGCCGAUGGCCAAGUCGGCAAAGUCGAAGCCUAGGCCUACUAAGCCGAGGGUGGCGAGGCCUCCUGCCGCGCACAGCGCGAUGCGAGGGGAUUUCGCCGAUUUUGGCACUGCCGGGAUGUGGACGCUUGGCGGUGGAGGUGGUGGUGGCGGUAGCGGCGGUGGUGGCGGCGGUGGUGGUGGAGCGGCGCUGCCCAUGUCGGCUUUUCUCACCGGAGGUGGAAACGGCUCGGGCCCGGCAAGCGGAGCCAGCAAGGCGAAGAUGAAAGAGAAGGCAGCGCGGAAGAAGAGCGGCAAGAUGGGGACCGUGGCCGUGCCAAGCCGCGCCGGCCUGUCCCAGGCCAGCCGGCCGAGCGGGAAGCCCGGCACCAAACCCAAAGCAUCCAAGAGCAAGGGCGAUUGCCGACCGGUGAGCCGCACGGCCCCCACCAGCGGCGCUUGCAUCCGUCCGGUCGGACCGAGCGGAGGGGGAGGAGGAGGCGCGGGGGUCGGGCCGUGCGGCGUCGGCGUCGGCGGCAGCGUUGGUCCCGGCGGCGGUGGCGGCAGUGGCACCGGCAGCUCCGGCGGUGGCGGCGGCGGCGGCACCGGCGUUGGCGUGAGCCAAGCGGGAGGGGCGCGAGCGACCGUUCCGGACGGGCUCGCCGCCGGCGGCGCCACCGGCGCCACCGGCGCGACUGCGGCGGCGGCGCGACCGUUCGGAUUCACCACCCCCGGCGGCGGGGGGAGCGGCGGAGGGGGGGGCAGCGCCACCUCGUUCUCGGACGAGGAGGACGAGGUGCCGCUCAUCCGUCUGCGCGAGCGCCCGCACACGCCUGAGCCCCCGCGCUGCUGCCUGGAGCGCUGCGACGUGCGGGAUGGACUCCGCAUCCUCAUCCCCAUGGAGGACGAGCUGCUCCACCCGGGCACCGUGCGAGCCAUUCAGCCUCCUGACAUUUACGGCGUGGUGGUCGACGGCGAGAGGGGAAACAGGCCCCACGUCUACCCGCUCGAGCAACUGCUGCAGGAAGCGAUCCUGGACGUGAAGCCACCAUCGAGGCAGCUGCUGCCGGAGGGCGCGCGCGUGUGUGCCUACUGGAACCCCAAGUGCCCGUUCCUCUACCCGGGCACGGUGGUGCGCGGAACCCCCCGAGCGUGCGACUCGUCGAGUCUGAUCGCGAUCGAGUUUGACGACGGCGACACGGGCAAGAUCGCCAUCACAGACGUCCGGCUCCUGCCUCCCGCCUACACGGUCACAUGCACGGAGCCCGCGCCCGCCCUGCUCCUGCACAGCAGGGACCCGCGGCGUGCCCGCAGGGUGGCCACCGGGGAGGGGGCCAUGGACGGGGCCCACCCCUCCUCCACGGGCAACGCCGCUGCCCACUCAGGCGCCAAGGGCAAAGCGCGGGGCGUCAAGACGGCGAGAGCGGCGGUGAAGGGCGGCAAGCGCGCCGCGUGCCUCCCUCAUUUCCCCCUGCCACAGUCAAACCACCGCGGAAGGACACCCUGCCUGCCGACCUCCUGGUCGCCAUGGCUGCGGACACGGACCUGUCGGAGGACUGACGACGACGACGAUGACGACGACGACGAUGACGUCAUCACCGGCAACAUCGACGAGAAACCCGCGUCGAGACUCGGACCCUCCGCACAGCAGCAGCAACCCCCGCUGGCGCUCAAACCCCACCGGCCGCGGCAGCCCACGCGGACGCGCAGCGCCAAGCCCAAAGCAGCGGGGCCAUUUGCCGGCCGCGCCGACACGCCGGCGCCAAAGCCGAAGCGGCCCAAGUCCAAGGCGGCGUCGGCAAACCCGGUCGGCCUGGGACAGCCGCAGCAGCAGCAGCACCAGCAGCAGCAGCAGAGGCAGGCGCCAGCAGCGACUCACGCCAUCGCCUCCCCUACCUCCUCCUCCUCGUCGACGUCGACGCCGCCACAGGGCUCGUCGAUGUUCUCGCUGGCGUCUUUCACGCGGAGCGCCGACGGCGGCGGCGAGGGGAGCUGCGGGAACCCGUUCCUCUCCUACCUCCCCAGCCCCGGCGCCCAGCAGCCGAGGGCCGCCGCCCGUAGCAAGGACGGCGGCAUGCCGGCGCCAUCGCCGGUCAAGGCCGGGUCGGCGACGGCCGGGGGAGCCGGCGGUAGCGGAGGCAGCAGCGCCAACGGCGGCGGCGCCGGCGGCAACGGCAACAAGCGCAAGGCCGAGCAGGAAGUUCUCAUCAAGCUGGACCAGGAGGGCGUCAUCUUCCCGAAGAACAAGAAGACGAAGGCGCUGAUGAUGCAAGAGGGGCGCAAGCUGGCCUCCGGCGAUCUGGGACGAUCGGGGAGCGGCGGCGGAGGCAACGGCGCUCCCGCGGGGCAGGUGACGCCGGCGCCGACGUUCAGCGGAAGCAGCGGCGCCGGCACCAAAGCAGGCGCGGGGCCGGUGGGCAGCCCGCUGACCCCGUCCGUGACCCCGCUACCGUCGGAGAUCCCCGCCAAGUCGGUGCGGGUGGCGCUCCCCAAGCUGCCCGCUGGCGCGGCUGUGUACGGGUUUGGAAAAUAUGGCGGCGGCGGUGGCGGCGGCGCUGACGAUGAGAGGGUGGCGCAAGCACAAGGGGCGGCGGCCGCGGCGGCGGCGUCUUCGUCGUCGUCGUCCACCUCGUCGUCCCGCGCGCGGACCGAGGGGCGAGCAUUCAGCGAAAGCGAGAGCGGCGGGCGCAGCGAGAGCUCCGAGAGUUCCUCCGACUCGGACACGGACGACGGCGGCGGUCGCGCGGUCGCCGCGGCGACGACGUCGACGGCGGCGGCGGCGACAACGGCGGCGGUUACCCCGGCAACGGCGGCGACGUCGUCGGUCACCCCGGCAACGGCGGCGACGAGGGCCAGGACCGAGCCGUCGGCGGUGGCGGCGGCGGCGCCCUUUGCGUCUCGCUCCAACACCUCGUCCUCCACCUCGUCCAACACCUCGUCCAACACCUCGUCGUCCUCGGCAUCCAACUCGUCGUCGACGUCGUCGUCGUCAUCCUCGUCAUCCUCGUCGUCCUCGUCGUCCGAGGGGGACGACUCGUCUUACAGCUCCGGGUCGGACUCGCCGUCUGAGGGAGAGGAGAUGGAAGAGGAGGAGGACGGGGACGACGACGUGGACUUGGAAGAUGUCGAUGACGAGGAUGACGACGAUGACGAGGAGGACGACGACGAUGAUGAUGACGGUGGCCGCGGGGAGGUGGGGCCGGCGUUGUCGCAGCCGCAGAGCUCGGCCCGGCAGAUGGCUGACGCCAACUCCACCCCUGGUGGCGGUGGAGGAGGAGGAGGCGGUGGACCUACCAGUGGUGGUGGAGGAGGAGGAGGUGGUGGAGGAGGUGGAGCCGAUGAGGUGGGCGCGGCAGCAACAUCGACAAUAGCGGCCAAGUCGAAACCCAAAACAGGUGGAGCGAGGCAGCGGGGAGUCUCGAGGCGAGAGGGCCGAGCGUCGGGGGGGGCCCCCAGCAGGGAGCCCCCGGGAGGGGGACGUCGCGAGCGCCUCCCGUCCGUGGAGAACCGGCCCAAGAUCGCCGCCUUCCUCCCCGUCAGACAGCUGUGGAAGUGGUCGGGAAAACCCACGCAGCGGCGUGGCGUCAAGGGCAAGGCGCGCAAGCUGUUCUACAAGGCGGUGGUGCGCGGCAAGGAGACGAUCCGCCUGGGGGACUGCGCCGUCUUCCUCUCGGCCGGGCGGCCCAACCUGCCCUACGUGGGGCGCAUCGAGAGCAUGUGGGAGUCGUGGGGCAGCCACAUGGUGGUGCGCGUCAAGUGGUUCUACCACCCCGAGGAGACGCGCCUGGGCAAGAAGCCGGCCGACGGCAAGCGCGCCCUCUACCAGUCGGAGCACGCCGACGAGAACGACGUGCAGACCAUCUCGCACCGCUGCCAGGUGGUGAGCCUGUGCCAGUACGAGCAGAUGACGCGCGGCAGCAAGCGUCACCAGCGCGACGACGACCUCUACUACCUCGCCGGCUCCUACGACCCCACGGCCGGCGUGCUGCUCGACACGCGGGGGCUGCCCAUCCUCUGCUGACCCCCCCCCCAACCCCCAAAACCCCCCUCCCUUCUGGGAUGUAACGAAAACGCCGGAAGUGCUGAUGAAUACCAAAAGGGCGGCGAUGGUGACGACGACCUUGGGAAGCGAAGCUGGACGAUGGAAUGGUGGAGCUUGCGCCGUGACCCUAAUUGGCGAGCCAACCAGCUGCUAGUUACUAGCACCUGCGCUGGCUGAGCCUAGACAAUGUGCCGAUCAGCCACUGGUACUAAGUAGCAUCAUCCGAUGGCCCUUAGCAACGAGCCAACCAGCCAUCCAUUUGUACUCGUACUCGCACUGACCAACACAAGCUUGUCAAAUGCGUUUUAAUCCCUGAACUAUCAUCCUAACCAAGCAGCCAACUGUGGAAGCUAGUACAAGUCCUCCCACUGAACCUGACCCUAGCCCCCUACCUCCUCACUCUCCCCCCUGGCACCUUGGCCACCUCUCUCUUCAGUGCUGAGAUGUGUCGUGCCAUCUGGGCCACAUUGGCUGGCAGAUUGAUGAUUUUUUUUUGCUCUUUGCUCAUCACACUCGCGCCUACGUUUUAUAUUCCGUCAUCUUUGAACGGUAAUUUUUUUUCUAUUUAUUUUUAUUUUCAGUUCAAUGCGGAUACGUAACGACAUUAAUGGUGGCUUUUUUUCACCAUCGUUUUGUACAAGUGCUGUUUGACAAGGUGCCCUUAAAGUGUUUCAAGGUAUUUUUUAAAAUGUUAAUCAUUUGCAAUUAAAAUUUUCUAUUUUUACUUGCUGAUGUUUCACCGAGAGAAUCACCAUCACCGCGAUUAUUUUGCGGAAAAUGUCUUACAAUUUCGUGCUCAAUGUUGUAAUCAUUAUUAUCUCACGCAAUUAAUUCACAAAGUAGUAUUAAAAAAGCCAACAAGCAAGUAGGGCUGAUGUAAAUGGCACGUAGAGUUUAGCGCAGUCGUUCUUAUUCAACAUUAAUAUAUUUGUGUAAGUUUUAGCUUUUUACUUUCCACCUUAGUGGUAGCACUGACGCUCCCAACGCACCCCUGGACUCGCACUUGCCGAAGCCGCCCGUAACACAAGGUCACAGGUGCACUGCGCGGGUCCUGUCACAGCCUCGGCAGAAAGCCCCCAGAUCAAGGCGCAUUGGGCUGCCACCUUUGUUCGUCAGAGCCACGUGUUCGCUGCGUCGCAGUUUGUUCGUUGAAUUCGUCGACACAUCGUUAGUCGAUUUUUGUUUUGUUUCAUUUAUAGGGUUGUGGACGAUUGCGCGUGAGUGCGUUGAUACACGAGGACCCGACCUAGGCUGACCCGUGGAUAUUUAACUUCUUGCCUGCGGAACGACGACCGCCGGCAGAAAGAAGUGUUUGUCGCUUGCGGCGGCGGGACUUUUAUUUUGUAUUCUAUCGAGGACUACCGCGCGGACUGUGGAUCGGAGAGGUCCCACUGGUGCUUUUGUGGCACUGAAAACAGAAUUACGACGAAAACCGCGAAACGUCGAUUUAGACCGACACGUGGAAUCACAAAGAACGCUUACUUUAAUCCUUUGAUUCGUUUUUUUUUAAGAAACAUUGUAAAUACGAGAAGACUGGCGACCUCAUGAUGCGUUGGCCCUCCCGCCGGGGUUUUAUUUUUUGCCGGCGGUUGGGCGGGCGGGCAGGCGAGCGGGCGAGCGGGCGCGAACCUGAGCCCGACCCUCUCUUGUUAAGUCGACUACUUUUAUUCGAAUACCAAAGCACCUUCCGAGAAGCUGCUAAAGUUGAAACCGUCAACUACUGGAGACCCCCCCCCCCCCUCCCUGGGGUCGCACUGGUGCUGAACGCCCAAGGAAACCGUUUUCACGCGGGCCGCCGUGUCCAUUGCCUGCGAGUUUGACGAAGGCGGUGGUUGCGGUGUGGAACGAAAGUCUGGUGGUGGGGUGAUCGGGUAAUUUUGUAUUAUUCUUGGGUUAAUUGCUUUUUGGGGAGGGGACAUGAGUGGAUGAUUUUGUAGGGAGGAGGGGGGUGAGGUGGUGGAGGAAGAUGUCGAUGAGAGGAGGAGGACGAUGAGACGGUUGAAAAACAGCACUUCUUCACUGCCGCCCGCUGCUUUCUUCAAUAGCGCGAUUGGGAGUGCGACAAUCAGAAAACAAUCGACGGACUCUGCCCUCGCCGCCAACGUCGGACGUGGCGGACGGACGGAACCCUCCGUGUGUGCGGACGCUCGUCGGGAAAGAUUCGCUAGAGAUUCGGGAGACUUGAACCCCAUCCCCCUGCCCCUUCCCUCCUCCCUCCCGUUAACUUUUGCGGACGCGUCGCUGUAAACCCCAGUUGAACGUCGCUUUGUACAUAAAUGUUAUCGUUGUGUUUGGCAGGUGUCCGACUCUUGGCGUAAAAAUGCUCGAACACACCGGUUGUAUGUCGUCGUUCCGUGGCUUGCCCGUCGACCCUCGUCACACCACGAAACAGACUGAUAAUUGCGCAGCGUGUAAAAUAAAGAAGAGGAGGAGAGAGAUCGAGGGGGCGAUAGCCGGGUACUGCUGCUGCCGCUGUCACGGUCCAUCUCCCGGGUUUGUAAAAUAAAUCAAACGUGGAAACAACUCAAGUGUUUCGAUUACCGUCGUCCCCUAGCACGUGGUAUCCAUACAUGUAUUAUUACGAUCGUUAUCAUUGUUGUGACUGUCAUUGCCGCCGUACCGGUAGGGGCCGGGCUGUGCUCGACGGUUUGCGUUCACAAUCACGAGCGCUGUGUUUAAAAGGGAAGUUCAAUACUGUAUUGGGAGCGUCUGCGCGUUUGCUGUGCAAACCUUCAAAAUGAGCGUCGUCGAAUUUAUCGUUUCGCUUCCCGAGCCGCUGCGCUCGGGUGUCGUUCGUCCGCACGCGGGCGGCGGGAGCGGUGGCGCUGUGGUUAGCGCGACGUGCUACGAACCACGUACGUGUGUAUAUAUUUCUAUGGGUUGCAUCGUCAACAACCACCGAUCACUGAUUAUAUAUAUUUUCGAGUGAGCAUAUCUGUGUGUGUGUGUGCGCGCGUGUGUAUAUAUAUUUUUUAGGUUCAUCACGUCGCACACCACGGCUGAUCGCCGCUAUGCCGAGGCGCAAAUUUGCGAACUCUCCCGAAAGCCAUCGGGACGUUUUCUUUGUUAUUUUAAUUGGGCCCCGAGGUUCCUCCUCCCCUCGGACAGCAGCGGCGGCAGCGGCGGCGGCAACGGCGGGCGGUCUCGUGGGCCCGGCGACAUGACGGGGGUGAUGAUGCACUGUUAACGCGACCGUCUCUGGAGAAAGUGGGGCAAUAGACACGGGCGGAUUCCCAUGACCCCCCCCCCCCCCGGCUGUAAGCGUCGGUUAACCCUAACGCCGUCCCCGACCACUUGACGACCUGUUGAUUUAUUGCGACGAAGAUGACGACGGUGGAGAUGAUGAUGAUGUUUCGGGGGCUUGAAUUUCCCAACUGAAUAUUUUUUUUUCUCAGUCACUGGUGGACUUGAAGCACGUGGCUAGGUAGUGAUGGGGCAUACUUGAUGUGGUGUGCCGGGUGCGGUUAAAUGUUUUGUUGGCGCGAGGGCGGGGGAGGAGGCUGCUGAUACGGAAAAAGCCCGGCUGAAAUUCUAGCCCCGUUGAGGAUGACGACGCUUGAUGAUUUAUUGCGGAGAUGAUGAUUAAUGAUGAUGAUUACUACUAAUACUACUAUUGCUAUUGUUGUUAUCAAAGAGUAAAAAAAACAAAAAAAAACUGGAAGUGUUGAAAACCGCCACGUUUGAGCAGUUUUAGAAAAAUGUAAAAAAUGAAAAUUAGACGCUCAAAAAAUCGAACGCUUGUAAAAAAAAGAAAGAAAUUAAUUUUGUUUAAGAAAAUAUUAUAAUUAUUACAAAAAAUGAAACUCUCGGAUUUGAAGAGGCAAUCGUAAAUGGUGCUGGUUCACCUGAAUUUCUGUUUGUUGUCGUUCCCCCUCUCUUUGUUAUGACGACGACGACGAUUGCCGGUGACGCGAUUGGGACGUGCGCGUGUGAUGAUGACCCCAACAUCGUAGCCGCUCUGCUAACUCUGACCGCUCUUACGUGGGGGGUGGUGGGUAGUGGGGGGUGGGUGGUGGCGGCGUUGGUGGGCACGCGCGAUGACACCACGAGCGGGGGGUCCGCACGUCUCUGUGAGUCACCGCUAACAAACGCCACCGGCCACUACUGAUGGAAGAGGCUUCUCGCGACUUUUAUUUCCCAAGCCCUGUACAAACUCCAUCCCCCCCCUCCCCCCCCUAAACAAAACACAUGCAGCUGACAUCCCGUGUAAAAUUUUUUUUUAUGAAAAAUAAAAUAAUACAAGUUAAACCCUUACAAAAAAAUGAAACCUGUAUUUAAUGAGUAAAUAACAACGACCAAUAUACUGGCGGGAGGUUUCCUGCCAAAUCGGUUACAAAACAACAACAACAACAAGAACGGACUCCCGUUUGUGGGAUUUAUGUUUCUUCAUCAUCAUCAUCAUUAUUAUUGCGGGUAAUAAUCACGAUGUCCACGCACACGCAAUGCCCUCCAGACGGGGACCCGCUCAAGCUGAGUCCGUUCGGCCAGCGUCUACGCGAGGAAGCGGUCGCCCCGGACAGGGUUUGGGGGGGUGGGGGUGCUCUCCACACCGUCACGCAAACCUCCGUCCGUCCGAGGAGGGUGAGCACCCUGCGUGAGCUGGAACCUUUGCCGUGGGGCACGUUGGGUCCGAAACGAGAUUCGAAAUGCAUGCCCCGUAUGUGCCCCCCCCCCCAUCUGAAGACACGAAACGAAAUCAUAAUAUCACAACCGCGGUGGUGGCGCCGACGGCAUCGGCUCUCAGCUGCUGUACAUACAACGUAACCCCGUUCUACUUUUUAGUUUUUUUUUUGGUUCUCUCCGUUAUAUUUUUGUUUCGUGUCUUGGGUUUAUUUUGUAUUGACACUACGAAAAUGUAAGCAUUGCUUAUAACAAAAAAAAGGCAUUUUCAGUUUAUACAAAUGUUUUGAGUAUUUAAUUUUUGUAUUCUGCACUUGUACCAAUAAAACACGGUAAGACGCAGCGAUGGACACUCUGCGGACGACUGCUUAUGUGGAUGGGUGUUGUGCUGGUUGGCUGGGUGCUGUGUUGGUUGGGUGGGUGCUGUUUUGGCUGGAUAACGUGACGUGUUGGCUGGGUGAGUUGACGGGU